CCUCCUUCCGCUCCGAUUUCCAACAGCGCGGGGCUGAAUGGCCUACCCCUACGCUACCCGAGUGGAGGAGCCGGCUGUUAUUCAGUGCCGCAAGUCUCGGUGACUUGCUCUCCUUCUGUCAGGACCCCUACACCGGCCCGCGCGGGAGGAGCGGGGCCUUUGAGGGGAGCGGCGACCCCGCCGGCCCCGGUCUCUUUCCCUGGCGGCAUCGGCUUCUUCCGUGGGACAAUAUGUUCAAGAGAAUGGCCGAAUUUGGGCCUGACUCCGGCGGGAGAGUGAAGGGGGUUACUAUUGUUAAACCAAUAGUUUAUGGUAAUGUUGCUCGAUAUUUUGGGAAGAAAAGAGAAGAAGAUGGGCACACCCAUCAAUGGACAGUAUAUGUAAAACCGUAUAGAAAUGAGGAUAUGUCAGCAUAUGUAAAGAAAAUCCAGUUUAAAUUACAUGAGAGCUAUGGCAACCCUUUAAGAGUUGUUACUAAGCCUCCAUACGAAAUUACUGAAACUGGAUGGGGUGAAUUCGAAAUAAUCAUCAAAAUAUUUUUCAUUGACCCUAAUGAAAGACCUGUAACCCUGUAUCAUUUAUUAAAGCUGUUCCAAUCAGACACCAAUGCAAUGCUGGGGAAAAAGACAGUGGUUUCAGAGUUCUAUGAUGAAAUGAUAUUUCAAGACCCAACAGCAAUGAUGCAACAAUUAUUAACAACAUCUCGUCAGCUAACAUUAGGAGCCUAUAAACAUGAAACAGAAUUUGCAGAACUUGAAGUGAAAACCAGAGAAAAAUUAGAAGCUGCCAAGAAAAAAACAAGCUUUGAAAUUGCUGAGCUUAAGGAGAGAUUAAAAGCAAGUCGUGAAACUAUAAAUUGUUUAAAAAAUGAAAUCAGGAAACUUGAAGAAGAUGAUCAGACAAAAGACAUAUGAACAGUUCUGAGGAGAACGUGGUAGUAAACUAAAUUGAAAGUAAGGUGGACUUCAAUGGAGAAAUGGACUUACUGCGAAUGCUAUGAUGUUUCUUAGAGGGACUGUAUAUGUCAUUGUUGACCAUGAAUUUCUCAGCAAUGAUGUCAUUUGUUCUAUUCAAGCAAUCUUUAAUAACAAAUAUAUAUGUAUAAUAAGAAUGGAUGCUGGGCAUUUUAUAAACCCAUUUUAGGGAAAGUGUAUGAUAAGCACAAUUUUAAAAAAAUUUUAUUGGAAUAUAUGUGUAGCUUAUUUUCCUUUUGACAAGCAUCAAAAUUUCAUUAUAAUGUAUAACUUGUACAAAUUUUGUACUUCUCUAGUAGUUGUAAUUAGUGAUGAGUAUGUAUAUUUCAUUUAUUCAAGUUCUUACUUGCCCCUUCUACCUCUUUUGUAUAUAAUAUGACCAGUAAGUAUUCAAUAAAUGUAUCUUAUAGAUCCUA
Molecule: messenger RNA, 1390 nt
Organism: Marmota flaviventris (yellow-bellied marmot)
Lineage: Eukaryota; Metazoa; Chordata; Mammalia; Rodentia; Sciuridae
Gene: Yeats4
Product: YEATS domain containing 4
Biological process (GO): regulation of DNA-templated transcription
Source: RefSeq, a predicted model, not a curated record